Molecule: messenger RNA, 2093 nt
Organism: Caenorhabditis elegans
Lineage: Eukaryota; Metazoa; Nematoda; Chromadorea; Rhabditida; Rhabditidae
Gene: F33C8.2
Product: DUF38 domain-containing protein
Exons: 4
Coding region: 1-1107 (368 amino acids)
Source: RefSeq, marked reviewed
AUGGAUAGAGAGAAUACUGAGAAACUGUGUAGACGGUUCUCCAUUCUUAAUGAAUUUCAAAAUAAGCAGCCCGCUCAAUAUGCUUUUCAAAAACUCAAGAAUGCGUUCCCAGAUCUUCAAAUUGAAGAAGUCGAAUAUUGGUACAAACAAGGAACCCGUGGAUUCGAGGAGGUGUUUCGAAACACUUGUCUCGACAGUAGCUCACUGUUCCCAGAACCGAAAGAACAUCACAUACACAGGAGAAUGCCCGAAAAUUUUAAUUAUGUACUUCCACUAAAAAUUGAGAAAAUCAGUUUGUGUUUGGGUCGCAAUUUCGUAGAAAUCAAUGUGAGCAGAGAUGGAAGUUAUGAAACAAAGGAAUUUAUGGCUUUUUAUCAUGUAGACGCCAAGAAAUGCAAAAUUCAAAAACAAGGAGAACCUUUCCAGAAAUUAUCUGCAAAAAAUUACGUAGACGCGGCUUUGGACAUCUUUCAAGAAAUAUGUGAUGCACCAAAAUUGGAAGUUAAUGCUCUACGUGUUGAAGUAGCUGAACAGAAUCUGCCAGAGACAACAAGAUCCGCUUUCUUCGAGAAACUCCAAAAAAUGCUCUGGGCCAUGUAUCCAUUCAAUUUGGAACUGAGACAAUUGAAAAUGGUGGAAAUUGAAGAAAAGGAAAUUAUGUUGAUUUUGCCAUACAUAGAUCCAAACGAAGAAUUUGAACUGUCUAUCAUUGUGAAAAAACAUGAACGGAAGAUGGAUAUGAGAAGAAUUAUGAACACUGUUCAUUGGGGAAACAAAUCUAGUCUAAAAACGAAAGGAGUUCUUAUAACGUGCCCAAUAACUCAUUUCUAUAAUUGUGCAAAAGUUGAUGCCACAGUUUUUGCUUUAACACCACAGGAAAUUACAGAUUAUGUCAAGAAGUUGCUCUACAUGGAGACUACUAUAACCUCCAUCAGUCAAGACUGGAAAUCCAAAAUCAAGUUUGAAGGGGACACAGCUCUACACAUUUUGGAAUCGAACAAGUUUUGCCAACGACUUAAUUCAAAUACAUACAGAUGCAUGGCAAAUGACCGAUGUGUUUUUGUUACAUUCUGCCACCAGGGCGUCAAAAUUGCAUCACGGCGCUAAUAAUUCUCAUACAGCGCUUUAUGGGACUCAGUUUCUAUCAACAUUUUUCCAGACUUUAAUUCACCUUCUCUAACUUUUAAAUUAUGCGAUUAUUUCGUAUUUUUGAAGCAUUUUUUGGUUGUUUUGCUCUUUUGAAUUAUUUGAAAUUUAGUCUUGCUCAUUUUCAACUGCAAAACCAAUAGUCUCUAUGCUCUUCAAAAGUUUUGCACUGUGUUGCAAUAAUAUAUUGGAAAGCCAUUGUUUCUUUAUUUAUAGAAGGAGGAUUUUUGCAAAACUCAGAAACCAGAAUGUAGUUUAAUCUUAAUCGCAAAAAAAUUUAGUUAAAUGUUUUUAUUUUGAAUUCAAAAAUAAUGAAUAACACAGAUUCGCUGAAAACUCUUUUGAUUUUUUUAAACUAUAAAAUUUUUCAUAACUUUUUUAUUUUUGAAUGGCUUUACACUAAUUGAGAAUUUAUCAUUUUUCGUUUCUGGUUAUUUUCCAACCAUCUAGUCAAAAAGUAUUGGAAAACGCAGAAUUUUCCACAAAAAAAACUAUUGUGAUGUUUGGAAGCAGGGUGCCAGAAAACCUAUUAUCCUAAGCUUUUCUGAGUUUAUCAUAAAAUUUAAAACACCCGACUAAUAACUCAAAAAAAAAGCUGCGCGUGUGUGCUAUAAGACCCCUGAAAAACCGUAAAAAAUGCAAAAAAAAACAAAAAACUCACUAAUAUAUUUUGACAACAAACAUUUUAAUUUCAAACGAAAAAAUCCUCUCCCCGAUCUCAAUCUUAUCGACCUGAAUAAUUCGUACUCCUUCAAUUGAUUUUUUGAUCAAGCUACUCCAUUCACUACACUCCUUUCCUGAGAAGUCAAUUAUUGCAAAUUCGACUUUAAUUGUUUCACAAAUAUUUAUCCAACCACUCUUCAUCAACUCUACCCAAUCUGAAAGAAUUGUUGUUUGUCAUUCGAUUAUUUAUCUUUACAAAUUCCAAUAAAUCAGAGAGAAAAACA